CCUUGUUAUGCUACAUAUAAGGCUAUUAAAUCCAAUCAGGAGCAACAGUUUCACUCACUCUUGAUCUUUUGGGUAUCCUGCUUAUCCUUUUUAGCUAUUGAAUCUUUUACUGACCUCUUUUUGAGUUGGUUACCCCUUUAUGUUCAUUUGAAACUUAUUUUCGUGGUAUGGCUCAUACUACCCCAAACACAGGGCAGCGAUGUAUUCUAUUAUCAAACUAUACAACCC
This is a messenger RNA of Rhizopus microsporus ATCC 52813, 228 nucleotides long. RefSeq lists its product as uncharacterized. The annotation marks the transcript as partial. The record is from RefSeq and is a predicted model, not a curated record. The transcript has 2 exons. NCBI's taxonomy places the organism in Eukaryota, Fungi, Mucoromycota, Mucoromycetes, Mucorales, Rhizopodaceae.